This is a messenger RNA of Leguminivora glycinivorella, 1921 nucleotides long. Its product is annotated as protein phosphatase 1 regulatory subunit 36-like. Gene Ontology annotation, molecular function: phosphatase binding. The transcript has 10 exons. NCBI's taxonomy places the organism in Eukaryota, Metazoa, Arthropoda, Insecta, Lepidoptera, Tortricidae. Gene Ontology annotation, biological process: negative regulation of phosphatase activity. The record is from RefSeq and is a predicted model, not a curated record. The coding region runs from base 40 to 1371 and encodes 443 amino acids.
UAUAUUUAGGGAUAUUUCAGAAUAAUAAUAAAAUAAUUAAUGGCUGAUGACGAAGAUGAAGGAGAGGGGGGCUUAUAUGAGGAGGGGCACUGGAUCUGGGAUGAAAAUGCUAACCAAAUUGCUUUUGUCAGCGACCGGCCAGUAGUGGAAGACGAAGCUAUUGCGAUGCCGACCAAAAUGCCGACAGGAGCGAUUGAGUUCAGAGACGACGUGGACUUAAUAGAACAGUUAAGAUAUCGGAGACGUUAUCAACGGAAACUGAAACCUGAACAGCCUGACGUAAUUACUGUGCAAGAUUGCAAAGACAUUGCGCUGUACACGGCGCCCGUGUCUAUACUGAGCCCAGCCCUGAUCAACAUGCUGCAUAUACCGACUACUGAAAGAUUCAUGAAGGCGCUAAUUUUAUGCUGCCAAUAUUAUCUACAGGUGUCAGAUGAGAUGGGACAUCGCAUGAUGGAGCUGGAGACGCGCGUGCGCACGCCCUAUUGCGAUGUGGUGGAGCAAGAAUUCGGCACUAACCUUAACGACCUACGCGCGCUGGCAGCCAAGGAGUACUGCACUAUGCUUAUUGGCGGAGCGGACACCAAAAAGUACCACCACAUGGGCCCGGCGAAGAAGCGGCGGUCACUGUCAGACAAGGACGCUCGGCUUUUCGAGACUAUGCUACGGAUGUGUGUCCAGAUCGUUUGGCUGGCUUUAGGACGGAAGGCGUUCAAUCAGAUAGAACUGGAAGUGAAUCGACUAUUCAAAUCAGAAAUCUUCAACGCCGUAGAGCACACCCUAAAGACGAACUACGUGGAAAAGAUGACGAAAGAAGAAAGGAACGUCCUCCUGGGCCAGUGUCUGAGGACGGAAAAGAAACUGACCACGAAGUCACCUAUGAUGAACGAAGUGUUCUGCUACAGGGACAUUGACUAUCGUAUGAUGGGGAUCGGUGUUAUCAAAAUGAACCAAAUGCCGUUACGCCUCAAGUACAUAUACAACAUUGUGGCCGGGCCCGAAGAGAAGUACAGCACGCUAGGCGUCUCUCUCGGUAUUGUGGGGAUGCCUCGCACUAGCUUCGACACCAUGCUUAAACCCCUGCCUACGGCGGAAGAUGCCAAAUCUAAGAAAUCUUUAGGGUCUAUGAGUAGUGGCAGUGCAAAAAGUAACAGUAGUCUUAAGAAGAGUGGAAUGGGGUGCGGUCAGCGAAAAUUGUAUGCCGACAUUCACUUGCCAUUAAAAUCAGAGCACGAUGACGCGUUCCCCCCCUCGUUUCCGAGCGAACCCGAAGCGCCAACGCCGUGUAACGACGUGCAGCGCCGGCGUUGGCUCAAACGGCUGCAGAGGCUGCGCCGAGGGCAGAGGGCCUCCGCCGGGAAACGCAACUAGACACACUGUAGCACCAGAGACCGGGAUUUUCCCGGCAAAAUAAAAGAAUAUCGUCGACGAGACGAGAGGCUGCGACGAGGGCAGAGGGCCUCCGCUGGGAAACGAUCCUGAACUACGAGAACAACUGACAAUUUAGCACGCUUAGUAGCGCUACUAUAAUUCUAUUUCGGCUGCAACUGCUGAUGUGCAAGUCACGGACACUUUCCAAAAAAUUGAGAUGUUCUUGGAAAUUCCAUGAAAAUUUCAUGAAAUAUAGAAAAUUUAAAUGAAUGAAACAGAAAGAUUGAACCUUCAUACAAUAAUGAGGAGAGUUUCAGAAUUUUUACUAUCUCGAAAAUUUCGCAAUUUGGGUAAGUUUCCGUCGGUAUGUACAUCAACGUCAAUACACAGUUUCUCAAAGAUUUUAUUUUUGACUUGGCUAAUAUACAUGUAAGUAAUACUUCGUUUCAGUGGCAACAUAAUAUUUCCUAAUGUAUCAAUGUGAAUCUUCAUCUUUCGUUACAAUAUGAGCUUCCUCUCGCAAUGGCUCCUGGCCCCGUAGCCGAAUGGC